Apus apus (common swift) is the source of this 4600-nucleotide messenger RNA. It is a transcript of the gene BPGM, whose product is annotated as bisphosphoglycerate mutase. NCBI's taxonomy places the organism in Eukaryota, Metazoa, Chordata, Aves, Apodiformes, Apodidae. Gene Ontology annotation, biological process: glycolytic process. Bases 762 to 1541 code for a protein of 259 amino acids. Gene Ontology annotation, molecular function: intramolecular phosphotransferase activity. The record is from RefSeq and is a predicted model, not a curated record. The transcript is spliced from 4 exons.
CCCCGGCACCGCCUCCUCCCGCCUCUGGGCCGUUCCCCAGGGCGGUGUUUCCCGGCAGGUGCCCUGGGCUGGGCUGCCGGGGCCGGCCGGACGCAGCCCCCGGUGGGCUCUGCCGGGCCCAGCCGGCCUCACCGACCUGCGCGGCUCGGGCCUUUCCCUGCUGCUCGGCUCUUGUGUGCCUGACACCUUAACAAGAGAAGGCAUUUGCCUGAGCAUCCUCCAGAAAUAGGUAACAAACUCAAGGGACUAGGGGCCUUGCAGUUGGAAAUUGACUUUGACCAGCUAGACUUGCCACCCAGCAUGAUGCGUGGGUCACAGAAGGGACUGACCAAAGGACAACUCGGAACGGCUCCCGGGAAGACCACCUGAAGACCCCACCUGAGGACCCUAAGGCGCAUGGAUAAGGAAGAAAAAAGCAAAUAUGACAAUGAGUUCCAGGAAAUCUGAUGCACAUCGGUCUGGUAGGACAACAUAGGCCUUGCCUGUUGUCGCUUACAGCAUGCGUGACUUUGAGAACCCUCCCUCGUGCAUCCAGCGCUGCAAUAGAAUGCCUGCCUUCUUCUGAAGCUUAAGGACAAGCGUUAGAGGGUUCUUUCUGCAACCAAAUUUUAUGGUAGCUAGCCAAGAGUGUGUGGUGGCCUCUGUGUGAAGCAGCUCUUGAGUCUCUGCUGGGAUUUGUGUACGUUGCUCCUUUGCCAUAGGAAAGAUGCAUCAUUAUUAGAUGUCAGACCAGUUGUCACCUGUGCUAAGCUGCAACCAAGAUGGCUAAGUACAGACUUGUUCUCUUGAGACAUGGGGAAGGAGCCUGGAACAAGGAGAAUCGCUUUUGCAGCUGGGUGGACCAGAAGCUGAGCAGUGAUGGGAUAAAGGAAGCUCAGAACUGUGGCAAACACCUCAAAGCGCUGGGCUUUGAGUUUGACCUCGUCUUCACCUCCGUACUCAGACGCUCCAUCCAAACUGCAUGGCUCAUCCUGGAGGAGAUGGGCCAGGAGUGGGUCCCCAUUCAGAGUUCCUGGCGACUGAAUGAACGUCACUAUGGUGCACUGAUUGGUCUCAACAGAGCAGAAAUGGCUCUGAAUCAUGGGGAGGAGCAAGUGAAACUAUGGAGGAGAAGCUAUGAUGUUACGCCACCUCCCAUAACUGAAUCUCAUCCUUACUAUGAAGAGAUCUACAAUGAUCGCCGGUAUAAAUGCAGUGAUGUCUCUCAGGAUAAUCUCCCAAAGGCUGAAAGUCUGAAAGAUGUGCUUGAUAGACUCCUUCCCUAUUGGAAUGAAAAGAUAGUGCCAGAACUGAAAAGUGGCAAAAUGAUCCUUAUCUCUGCUCAUGGUAACAGCAGCAGGGCAUUGCUGAAGCAUGUGGAAGGCAUCUCUGAUGAGGACAUCAUCAAUGUCACGCUCCCUACUGGUGUGCCCAUACUUCUUGAACUUGAUGAAGAUCUGCACCCUCUGGGCCCUCACCAGUUUCUGGGUGAUCAAGAAGCCAUCCAAGCUGCCAUCAAAAAAGUGGAAGAUCAAGGGAAAGUAAAAUCUGCUGAAAAGUAAAAUCCCACUGCUGAACACAGCUAUUUUCAAAGUGUUUUAAUAGGUGAUUUAUGUAUGACUGCUAGGUUGCACUGUGUAAAAAUCUCAGUUUCAAGCACUAAAUAAUUGAGACAGUUGCUGAGUCUCAGGUAGGUAGAUUAACCCUCUGCCUUUUAAAAACUGGAAUUUAGAUCUCAGCUUGAGGUUACAAAUACUGAAAAAAGAAAUGAAGAGAUCAUUCAGGUAAAGGAAAAUUUCAGGGUGGUGUGCCCCAGAUCUGGGGUUGAGUAUGGCCCAGUACAGAAUUAAGAGAUGGUAUUAGUGUCUACCAGUGAUCAGUCCUCAUCUGUUAAGGGGAAAAGCAUUAGCUUACUGGACUAGUUAAGCUCAAGUUGUUGCAGGCACUAAAGCUUUCUCACUAAUAAGACCACACCAAGUAACAGAGUUAUCUAGUAUGAUUCUUCAGUGUCAACACAAUGACAAUUUGUUCUGGAUGGAGUUCCUUUGGUCUUUCAAAACAUAGCUGUACAACUCUUUGCCUUUGUUAUUUUGAAUCUUCCAAGGCCAGUUCAUGGUCCAGAGGAGAAUUUUAUAGAGAUGUUCAGACCAUUAUAGUUACCAUAGUUGUAUUUUGCUACAGUAUAUUCCAAUUUUUUAAGGAAACUAGAAGGAAUCCCUUUUCCUCCACCAUGUUUGCAAAGCCUAGCAUGACUGCAUUUUGCUGACUUACAAUAAUAUGAUUUAGUUCAGACUUCAGUCCACAAACUAAGCACAAAGAUUUCCUUCUCAAUGUUUGAAUUAUCACAUAGCUCUUAGUGAGUGACCUGAAUAACUUUGAAACACUUAAGUAGCAUGUGCUAGAGGUUUGAUCACUCUUAUUCAAGUUGUUAGAAUAAUUCCUGUUUACAUUAGUAAAACUGGAUAUAGAAUAAAACCACACUCUUAAGCUUUCCUGAGUUGCGAAGAUCUUCGAGAUAAACAUGUUCCACAGUAAAAUUACUGUGGUGUUCUCUGUAUUGAUUUCUCUGGAGGGCUGGGAGAGGAGAUGUAUAAGGCAUGUAAAAUGUGUUACUGGGUGCAGCUCAUUCAGCCAUCAUGAGCUGAGUAGAGAAGGAUAUUCUGCCAUGCCUGACAGUUUUCCUCUAAAACUGUCCUCACAAUCAUAGCUUGAUUCCUGCUGAGCGUGGCAUUGCUGUUAAAUUUGGCUCUAAAUUCAAACAGUUCACACUGUGGUUGGGUGUAGUGUAGCUUGUAUGGCAGUGUGAUGCUCUCUUUAUGUACGCGAGCAUUAGGAUCAUUUCUCCUUUUGAAGACUUGCUCUAAUCUUACUUGCAAAGAUGAAUCUGUUACUUAAAUUUAGAUCUGGCCUAGUGUCUCAACACCUGAGCAUCUGGAUUCUGACCUCAGGUAUAAGCAUGCAUAUCACUUGGCUAUGUACUGUUUGAACUUAAUGUGUUCUCAGCAUGGCCAGCUAAAAAUCUCUCAAGAUAAGCUGAUGAGAAUUCCCUUGGUAUGAUGAUAGUACAAACUUUGAAAAUCAUAGAAUAGCUGUGUCUUUACAGUGAGCAGCUCUGUAGCUCAUUUCCUAAGUGUGAGAGGUUGUUUUUUUCCCUUUGAGGAGAGCAGUGUGACAGGAUGGUGUGUAUCUGCUAUAUGGAGGUAGACUUCCCAGGUCUGAUGCCAGCUCACAUUAGUGUAGCACAUACUCUGUAAGAUCUCUUGCUAGAUGGUAGUUUCUCUUGCAUGAAUGAUGCUUGGGCUUCUCUUCGGUUUUUUUGUGGCCCUUGCAUUAGGAACAAAGCUGUGUUUCCCUUUUAACCAUAAAGCUGAUAGGUUUCCUCUGGCUUUGUACAAGCAAGGAUAUUUCAGUGUGUUUUCUCUGAAGUACUACUGGCAGCUUCCCAGCUACUCUUAUUUGGCACUGAUUUAUUCUCUUCUGGGUUAUUAGUUUUCUGUUCAUAGAGUAACUCUGAAUCUUAGUUGAUACUUUACAAGUCAGUGUUACAGAAUUAGAUUGUUGAUCAGCAGAUAUUCAUCUGUCAAUGCCCUCAGAAGGUACUCAAGUGGUUAGAUUCUUGCCCAAACAUUCAAUAAUGUGUCAAGUUCCAGUAUCAAGUAAAAGUCACUAUAGACUUGUUCAGAAGGCAAGCAGAGCCACCUGAUGUCAGUGGGAGCUGCAGGCAUCCAGAUGUGUGGGCUUACAGGCCUUGGCUCUCAGGUAUUGUAAGGUAGAACUUCUUCAGGACUUGAGAUGCAACUGGAAUAUACUUGGAAAUCAUCCCGGCUGAACUGGGAGAUGUUCUCUCCUUCCCUUCUCUUAGAGAAUUCAUGGUUUCUUUUGGGGAUAGAGUGGGAAACGGAAAGGUGGAUGAGUGAAUGUAGAAAGCAUUAAUAUUUCUUCUUGCAGCUGAAUGGAUGAAGUUGACUGAAAACAGCAUUUCAGAGUCAUGGGCAGUUAAGAAAAGAACAACAGUGUGAUGUUUUCAGAUGGCACUUUCUACAGUGCUGCUUGAGUUAUGAAUAGUGAGAGUGCCCUGGGAAGUUUGACUUCACCCAGUUUCCUUGUGACUCCAAAGCAAUGACAGGAUGUUAUGUGCACAUCUGGCAGCAAUACCACCUCACAAGAGUAUCACAUGGAACCAACUGGGGAUUUCGCUGUGCUCUUUGAGAUUAUUUUAGCACUUUGCAGUGUUUUUUUCUGAACAGGCUUUGAAUUAAAUUCCUGAUUGAUACAAUGUGUAUAUUGAAGAGCAGAAAACAAUUUCCAUCAACAGUGGCAGAAGGAUACCUGGUGUUCAGGGAUAGCUAGGGGUGAGGGAGAAAUUACAGUCUUGCUGGUGGCUUUAGAGAUCAGUGGUAGGAAAACAUUUUCCUCAUGUUUUAUUCAAUAUGCCUCAAAAUCCUAUAAGGUAACCUGUGUUUCUACAUUUGACAUUAUAGAUGUGGUUGAUUUUGUUUGUUUAUUAUUUUUAACUUGUGGUUCAGUAGCAGUAAUAGCUCUAGAAACCUUUUGAAAACCUUUGUAAAUAUGGUGGAGCUAGCAGGUUCUUUGUAACUCAAUAAAUUCACCUGAAAUAGAA